Messenger RNA from Manihot esculenta (cassava), 1867 nucleotides. RefSeq names its product probable bifunctional methylthioribulose-1-phosphate dehydratase/enolase-phosphatase E1. The record is from RefSeq and is a predicted model, not a curated record. The transcript is spliced from 12 exons. The coding region runs from base 182 to 1765 and encodes 527 amino acids. Gene Ontology annotation, molecular function: acireductone synthase activity; magnesium ion binding. Lineage: Eukaryota; Viridiplantae; Streptophyta; Magnoliopsida; Malpighiales; Euphorbiaceae. Gene Ontology annotation, cellular component: cytoplasm.
GCGUGGCCCAAUAGAAACCCACAUUUCGGUGAAGUGUAGUAAGCUUAUCACUUCUCUCCUUCAACGGAAUCGAAUUCGCAGCCGCUGUCUCUCUCUAACAACAGCAACAUAAGAAGGUUGCAUUUUUUUUCAGCUGGAAUAAAAAAUUCUCUCUUUUUCUCUCUCUCUGAAAAAGCAGGCAAUGGCAGCGGCCGCGGCACCGGCAAUGGUGGUGAACGGAGGAGGAGUGAAGGUGGCAUCGCAAGCCUAUCUGGAGAGCAAGGCUGUGAAGGACACGAGGGUGUUAAUAGCUGAUCUCUGCCGCCAGUUCUACAACCUUGGAUGGGUCUCUGGGACUGGUGGUAGCAUCACCAUCAAGGUCCACGAUGACUCCAUCCCUAAACCUCAACAGCUCAUCCUUAUGUCCCCUUCUGGUGUGCAGAAAGAAAGAAUGGAACCAGAAGACAUGUACGUAUUAGCUGCAAAUGGGGAUAUCUUGUCUUCCCCAUCUCCAAAGCCUUAUCCAAACAAGCCUCCUAAAUGUUCUGAUUGUGCUCCUUUAUUCUUGAAGGCAUAUGACAUGCGAAAUGCAGGAGCUGUUAUUCACAGUCACGGUAUUGAAUCCUGUAUUGUAACAAUGGUCAAGCCAGCCUCAAAAGAAUUCAGAAUUACUCAUAUGGAGAUGAUAAAAGGAAUCAAAGGUCAUGGCUAUUAUGAUGAACUUGUUGUACCAAUAAUAGAGAAUACAGCCUAUGAAAACGAGCUAACAGAUUCUCUUGCUAAAGCUAUAGAAGCCUACCCCAAAACAACAGCUGUGCUUGUUCGCAACCAUGGCAUCUAUGUAUGGGGAGACUCGUGGAUCAAUGCCAAAACUCAGGCUGAAUGUUAUCACUAUCUAUUUGAUGCUGCAAUAAAACUUCAUCAACUGGGGUUGGAUUGGUCUACUCCAAGCCAUGGGCCACUUCAAAAUGUCAAAGGAAUUCUAGGUAAUAAUGUAAUGAACACAUCUGUGAAGGCGGUAAUGAAGGAUUCAAACCAUGAAAUUGAGCCUUUGCCACGCUGCAUUGUCCUCGACAUCGAAGGGACUACCACUCCCAUAUCAUUUGUUGCUGAUGUUCUCUUUCCAUAUGCCCGUGAUAAUGUUGGGAGGCAUUUGUAUGCAACAUAUGAGACUGCAGAAACUCAAGAUGAUAUAAAAUUGCUGCGCUCCCAAGUUGAAGAUGAUCUGACCCAAGGUGUUAAUGGGGCUGUGCCUAUUCCUCCAGAUGAUGCAGGGAAAGAGGAUGUAAUUGCCGCUUUGGUUGCUAAUGUUGAAGCAAUGAUAAAAGCAGAUCGAAAGAUCACCGCCUUGAAACAAUUACAAGGCCAUAUAUGGAGAACUGGAUUUGAAAACAAUGAAUUGGAAGGAGUAGUUUUUGAUGAUGUACCAGAAACACUGGAGAAGUGGCAUUCCUUGGGGAUCAAGGUGUAUAUAUAUUCCAGUGGUAGUAGAUUGGCUCAGAGACUUAUAUUUGGAAAGACAAAUUAUGGAGAUCUGAGAAAAUAUUUGUCUGGAUUUUUUGAUACUGCUGUGGGGAACAAAAAAGAAACACGCAGUUAUGUUGAAAUUUCAGACUCUUUGGGAGUUGACAAACCAUCUGAGAUUUUGUUUGUCACUGACGUCUUGCAAGAAGCCGUAGCUGCAAAAGGAGCAGGUUUGGAGGCAGUGAUUUCUAUCCGGCCAGGAAAUGCCCCGCUUCCAGAGAAUCACGGAUUCAAAACAGUUAAAACUUUUGCAGAAAUCUGAUGAAAUCAGACUUGUAUUUGUGUAAUGACACUAUAUAUGACAUGAUUUGAAACACAAAUGUAUGCAUAAAAUAAAAGACCAUGUCAGCUUUCUUAUGUCCAA